UUCAACUCCCGAAGUCCUCGUCGGUUCACUUCAGGACGACAGAGCGAGCCGCCGUAGAAUCUCAUACAAACUAUCGCUCUUCCUCAAUCAACCGAAUGUUGACGUUUACAACAGGGACUGCAGCCUGCUCCUCCACAGCUUGCUGACAACACGGGCUGGACUUUCCAGCCGAGAUUUGAGGGAGAAACGUCUAGUGCAAUUCCAGCAAGAUAAGGUUGAAUGUAUCAAAUUUCGGAAAUGGUCGACAGAAACGACAGAGUCCCCAUGAUGACAGGCAGGACAAGGAGAUCAACCAUCGGCCCCACGCCAGCGGGAGGCAAUUCGAAACAAGCCAAUGGCAGCAAGCAGAGCAGCGCAGGGGAAAAAACGCCAAGCCAUCCGAGCCACAGCAACGGGAAGGUGAAGAAGGAAAAACAGGUACACGAGCCGGUCAGGACACCACAGGAGAGGAGUACAAUCUGCGAAAGACUCAGCUGCCAUGUCCUCCAGGAGUCCCUGCUCAGCUCAGCCAGUGGAUACAGUAACUAUAGAGGCAUCCUCAACUGGUGUGUGGUCAUGCUGGUCUUGAGCAAUGCACGCCUUUUCCUGGAGAAUCUCCUAAAAUAUGGGAUAUUGGUGGACCCCAUCCAAGUUGUUUCACUGUUCUUAAAAGACCCAUAUAGCUGGCCUGCACCAUGCCUUGUCAUUGUCUCCAACGUGUUCAUAAUGGCAGCUUUGUACACGGAGCGGAAGCUAUCUGUGGGCACCAUCUCAGAGAUGACUGGAACAUUCCUUUACUUGGUCAAUCUGACUACCCUCCUCUGUUUCCCAUCAGCCACUGUGCUCACGCUGACCUCCAUGACCCCAGCUGGUGGAGUCUUUGCCCUGGGUGUGUACACCAUCCUCUUCAUGAAGCUGUACUCCUAUAAAGACGUUAACAUGUGGUGCAGAGAGAUUAGACAUACCAAAGCCCGCACCCUGACCCGCUCCCAUUCAUGUCCAUCUGUGGCCCAGUCAAAUGGAUCAGCUGUACAUUCUCAUGUGUCCUACCCUGGGAAUCUCACACACAGAGAUAUAUAUUACUUUGUGUUUGCCCCAACACUCUGCUAUGAGCUGAACUUCCCCCGGUCACCACGGAUACGCAAGAGCUUCCUGUUGAGGAGACUCUUUGAGAUGCUUUUCUUCAUACAGUUACUGAUUGGAUUGGUACAACAGUGGAUAGUGCCGACGAUUCAGAAUUCCAUGAAACCAUUCCAGGAUAUGGACUUUUCCAGAAUGAUGGAGCGCAUGUUGAAACUGGCUGUUCCCAAUCAUUUAAUCUGGCUCAUCUUUUUCUAUUGGUUUUUCCACUCUUCCAUGAACUUCGUAGCUGAGCUGAUGCAGUUUGGAGACAGGGAGUUUUACCGGGACUGGUGGAACUCUGAGACGGUCACUUACUUCUGGUCUAACUGGAACAUUCCUGUGCACAAGUGGUGCCUCCGCCACUUUUACAAGCCCAUCAUGAGGAGGGGAGUGAAUAAGUGGGUCGCCCAGACGGCUGUCUUCCUGGUCUCCGCCUUCUUUCACGAGUACUUGGUUUUUAAAGGACCUGGCUUUAGAGUUCAAGGACGGUUUCCCCCUAAAACUGACCUUUUCAGAUCCCACUCGCCUGGUUUGUCGGCCGCUUCCUGAGAGGUAACCAUGGCAACGCUGCGGUCUGGAUCUCGCUCAUCAUUGGCCAGCCCGUCGCCGUGCUGAUGUACGUCCACGACUACUAUGUAAUACAUUACAUGUCACAAUCAUGAACAGUUGGUCGCAAGCAGAGGCGCAAUACAUUAUACUAAAGGACAAAUUGAAUGUCAAAUGUUUACUUUGAAAGGGAAAUAUGAAGCUUGACUGAAUAGUAAGAAUUUUACACUAAGUAAAUAGUUUGGCUUCCAGAAACAAUAUCUAAUGCACUUAUACAUCAGAGAGACUUGGCUCCCGUCCUAUCAUUGCUGUGAAACACUGCCCUGACAAAACUAGAGAACAUUUUUGUAGGCCUUUUGUCUGUUUCUUACUUAGUCUACAAUUAUGAAGAUCAACGCAGACAUUCCUAUAGAUAAACCUUACUAUCGGUGUGCUGCUUUUUCUCAUGCGUUUGACACGUCUUUUGCCUUUGAUUAAAUGACCGGAGUAAUUUAUUUGAAGUUGUGUGAACUCAUGUGGCUGCAGUAAUAACCAGUCACCUGUAUUGUGCAUAAGUCAAGCCAAAUCUGUUAUUACACUUGUGAAACUGUAAUGUGUUUGCACUACAAUGCAUGCUGUUUGCUAAUAAACAUUUUUUUUUUUUUUUUGCUAUAAUCUUUAAAUUAUAUAAAUGGAACUGGUGGAGAUGUUGCACAUGCAGCUAAGAAAAAUAUGGAAAUGUCUGUUCUACUCCAUUACAACCAACUAAUUGCAGCAUUACCACAAAUGGAAGAGGCAAGUAGAAGGGGGAGAAAGUAAGGAACUUGUCUGUCGGCGCUGCGUUAAAGACAAAUUGUGGUAAAUAGAAAGUAUACCAGUUUCAUUUUAAGGACCAAGAAAUGUACAGCUGUGCCAUAUUGCAAAAUCGCUAGGAAGAGAUGUACCGAUUCCAUGGCACAUGUUUAUGAACUGAUACACAAAACGUCGGAUUCAAAACUUUUUUCAAUUAAUGAUUAUACAAAAUUCUUGCAACCCAAUAGAAUGUUAUAGGGGAUACAACCAUCCCAGCUCUGCAUAUUGUGCUGCGAAGAGACAAUCAUUAUCAUUUGUUUUGGUACUGUCCAUAUGUAGCUUGUUUUUGGUCACAGGUUCAGGAAUGGCUAAAAACUCCUCCAGGUAAAUGUUGCAAUUUAACUCAGCAAAUAGCACUGCUGGGGGAUUUAAAAGUCAGUCAAAUCGAUCAAUAAUAACACUCUUGGCAAAAAAAAUAUUUAAUCUGUAAACUGAGAAUAGAAAAGGUUCAGAACUUUGAAACGGCACAGUUAAUAUGGGGGGACUAAAAACAAACUGUGUAGAAGCCUAAACAUGGUUGUCCAUUAGUUUCCUCCAAUUAGGGAAGGGGUGGUAGUUAGGAGGAAAAUAUAUUUACCUAAAGUCACAAUCUGCAAUAACUGAUCUACCCCUCCCCCCAAAAAUGUACUAAAUAGGAGUGCUCAAGAUAUAUUCAAAGAGCAUCAGAGCUUAAGUACAAUGUAUUGUAAAAUAAGUUGAUGUUUUAUAUGCCAAUAUUGCCAUCCUAUUAAAAAGAUGCUGGUGAUCCAAACAGUAACAAGCAUAUUGUGUUGUACCAAACAUACAGUAUGCAUGUAUCCCUUUACGCCAUUCCAGACCUGCACUGAUCCUUUGUUUUGUCACUAGUAUACUGGAACUGUGGUCUAGUUAGCCCUCAACCCUUCAUGUUCAGUAGGACCAUAUAUAGGACUAUACAUGCCUUUUUUUCUUCAGCAAAGGGCCUACUCAUUCAUGCCCAUGUGCCUGACAUCUCUACAUGAGCCACAAACCAAAUCCAGCCUGUAUUCUCACUUCAGAGAAACUAAAGUGCUUAGUUUCUAUUGUCAUGUAUUGUAGAAAAUAAGUAUUGGUUGAGUUCAGUUUUAAUUCUUCCUUUACACUGUUUUCAUUCAGGAAGGUUGCUCAUUUACAAUUUCAAGAUUAGUGUGUAUUUGAUGGGCAGGUAAGAGGUAUUUUCAGAAUGUGAUGUUUGUUUAUACUGUAGUAACUCAAAGAUCUAUUUUAAGCCCCCAAUCUAUUGGGUGAUAUGUUUCUAGAACCUUGAAUACCAGUGUGAAGUCAGGAUUGCAUAUGUAGGUGAGAGUAGAUUGUUUUCUAUGAAAUAAAACCCUGCCUGUGGAUCUGUAA
Messenger RNA from Oncorhynchus tshawytscha (Chinook salmon), 3825 nucleotides. Its product is annotated as diacylglycerol O-acyltransferase 1. Gene Ontology annotation, cellular component: endoplasmic reticulum membrane. Gene Ontology annotation, molecular function: diacylglycerol O-acyltransferase activity. The record is from RefSeq and is a predicted model, not a curated record. Gene Ontology annotation, biological process: triglyceride biosynthetic process. NCBI's taxonomy places the organism in Eukaryota, Metazoa, Chordata, Actinopteri, Salmoniformes, Salmonidae. Bases 220 to 1650 code for a protein of 476 amino acids. The transcript is spliced from 17 exons.